This is a messenger RNA of Fusarium tjaetaba, 1350 nucleotides long. RefSeq names its product adenosylhomocysteinase. Gene Ontology annotation, molecular function: adenosylhomocysteinase activity. Gene Ontology annotation, biological process: L-methionine cycle. NCBI's taxonomy places the organism in Eukaryota, Fungi, Ascomycota, Sordariomycetes, Hypocreales, Nectriaceae. The record is from RefSeq and is a predicted model, not a curated record. Gene Ontology annotation, cellular component: cytosol. Bases 1 to 1350 code for a protein of 449 amino acids. The transcript has 2 exons.
AUGUCUGCUCCCGCCCACAAGUUCAAGGUCGCUGACCUUUCUCUGGCCGCCUUUGGCCGCAAGGAGAUUGAGCUCGCUGAGAAUGAGAUGCCCGGUCUCAUGCAGACCCGAGCCAAGUAUGCUGCUGACCAGCCUCUCGCCGGUGCCCGCAUUGCUGGCUGCCUUCACAUGACCAUCCAGACCGCCGUCCUCAUCGAGACCCUCACUGCUCUCGGUGCUGAGGUUACCUGGACCAGCUGCAACAUCUUCAGCACCCAGGACCACGCCGCCGCUGCCAUUGCCGCCGCCGGUGUCCCCGUCUUCGCCUGGAAGGGUGAGACCGAGGAGGAGUACAACUGGUGCCUCGAGCAGCAGCUCACUGCCUUCAAGGACAACAAGAAGCUCAACCUCAUCCUCGACGACGGUGGUGACCUGACCACCCUUGUCCACCAGAAGUACCCUGAGAUGCUCAAGGACUGCUUCGGUGUCUCUGAGGAGACCACCACCGGUGUCCACCACCUUUACCGCAUGCUCAAGGAUGGCAAGCUCCUUGUCCCCGCCAUCAACGUCAACGACUCCGUCACCAAGUCCAAGUUCGACAACCUUUACGGCUGCCGUGAGUCCCUUGUCGACGGUAUCAAGCGUGCUACCGAUGUCAUGAUUGCUGGCAAGGUCGCCGUCGUUGCCGGUUUCGGUGAUGUCGGUAAGGGUUGCGCCAUGGCCCUCCACGGCAUGGGUGCCCGUGUCCUCGUUACCGAGAUUGACCCCAUCAACGCUCUCCAGGCUGCUAUGGCCGGUUACCAAGUCACCACCAUGGAGAAGGCCGCCAAGGUCGGUCAAAUCUUCGUCACCACCACCGGUUGCCGUGAUAUCCUCACUGGCGAGCACUUCGAGGCUAUGCCCAACGACGCCAUCGUCUGCAACAUUGGUCACUUCGAUAUCGAGAUUGACGUUGCUUGGCUCAAGGCCAACGCCAGCUCUGUCCAGAACAUCAAGCCCCAGGUUGACCGUUUCCUCAUGCCCAACGGCCGUCACAUCAUCCUCCUUGCUGAGGGUCGUCUUGUCAACCUUGGCUGUGCUACUGGCCACUCUUCUUUCGUCAUGUCUUGCUCUUUCACCAACCAGGUCCUUGCCCAGAUCAUGCUGUACAAGGCCGCUGACAAGGCUUGGGGUGAGAAGUAUGUCGAGUUCGCCAAGACCGACAAGCUCGACGUCGGUGUCUACGUCCUCCCCAAGAUCCUCGACGAGGAGGUCGCCCGUCUCCACCUCGACCACUGCCAGGCUGAGCUCAGCACCCUCAGCAAGGUCCAGGCUGAGUACCUCGGCCUCACCGUCGAGGGUCCCUUCAAGGCCGAUAUCUACCGCUACUAA